AUGGUUAAAGAAACCAAGUACUACGAUGUUCUCGGCGUUGCGCCUACCGCCACUGAGCAAGAGCUCAAGAAGGCUUACAAGACGGGCGCCUUGAAGUACCACCCUGACAAGAACGCACACAACCCCGCUGCCGAGGACAAGUUCAAGGAAAUCUCACACGCCUACGAAAUUCUCUCCGACUCCCAGAAGCGCAGCAUCUACGACCAGUAUGGCGAGGCUGGCCUUGAGGGAGGUGCCGGCGGCGGCGGCAUGGCCGCUGAGGACCUGUUCGCUCAGUUCUUCGGCGGCGGUGGCGGUGGCCUCGGCGGCAUGUUCGGUGGCGGCAUGCAGAACCGCGGCCCUCCCAAGGCCCGCACCAUCCACCACACUCACAAGGUCUCGCUUGAGGACAUCUACCGCGGCAAGAUCUCCAAGCUCGCCCUCCAGCGCUCCAUCAUCUGCCCCAAGUGCGAAGGCCGCGGCGGCAAGGAAGGCGCCGUCAAGCGCUGCGCCGGCUGUGACGGCCACGGCAUGAAGACCAUGAUGCGCCAGAUGGGUCCCAUGAUCCAGCGAUUCCAGACUGUCUGCCCCGACUGCAGUGGCGAGGGAGAGACCAUCAACACGAAGGACCGUUGCAAGCACUGCAGCGGUAAGAAGACUGUCGUCGAUCGCAAGGUUCUCCACGUUCACGUCGAUCGCGGUGUUAGGAGCGGCAAGAAGGUUGAGUUCCGUGGCGAGGGUGACCAGGCGCCUGGCAUCCAGGCCGGUGAUGUCGUCUUCGAGAUUGAGCAGAAGCCCCACGCGCGCUUCACUCGCAAGGAGGACGAUCUGCUGUACAAGGCUGAGAUCGAGCUCGUGACAGCUCUGGCUGGUGGAACCAUUUUCGUCGAGCACCUCGAUGACAGGUGGCUGAGCAUCGACAUUCUGCCUGGCGAGGCUAUCUGCCCUGAUGCUGUCAAGAUGGUUCGCGGCCAGGGUAUGCCCUCCGAGAGGCACCACGACCACGGCAAUAUGUACAUCCAGUUCAGCGUCAAGUUCCCCGAGAAGAACUGGAUGCAGGAUGAGGCUUCAUUCGAGGCCCUCCGCAAGCUGCUUCCCGCCCCCAGCCUCCAGACCGUCCCGCCUCCUGAUGGCAUGACCGAGCCCGCAGAUCUCGAGGACAUCGAGACGCAAUCCCAGGCUCGCGUCUUUGGCGGCGGCGCUGGCGGCGGCUCCAUGGAGGAGGAUGACGAGGACGGCCACCCACACGGCGAGCGCGUGCAGUGCGCUUCUCAGUAA
Molecule: messenger RNA, 1257 nt
Organism: Verticillium dahliae VdLs.17
Lineage: Eukaryota; Fungi; Ascomycota; Sordariomycetes; Glomerellales; Plectosphaerellaceae
Product: chaperone protein dnaJ 2
Exons: 4
Coding region: 1-1257 (418 amino acids)
Biological process (GO): protein refolding; response to heat
Cellular component (GO): nucleus; cytoplasm; cytosol
Molecular function (GO): ATP binding; Hsp70 protein binding
Source: RefSeq, a predicted model, not a curated record